Molecule: messenger RNA, 1659 nt
Organism: Diaporthe citri
Lineage: Eukaryota; Fungi; Ascomycota; Sordariomycetes; Diaporthales; Diaporthaceae
Exons: 6
Coding region: 1-1659 (552 amino acids)
Source: RefSeq, a predicted model, not a curated record
AUGACCGACCGCGGCUGGUUCGGUCGCGGGCGCUCUGCGCAUACUGCGCAACAGCAAGCGCAGCGAACCAACGCACCACCUGAUCCUCAGAGCGAAGCUAGAGAUGAGGCGCAAAAUGCGUCGCUUCAUCGUUCCCAGACACAAGUCCCGCUGCAGCAGAACCACCACCACCACAAGCCCCAGAAGCUGAGCAAAAUCUCGAGCUUCAUCAACCUGGUCAAUCCGGCGAAGGCCGAAUCUACUACCGUCCCAGUUUACCCUGAACUCGUCAUGGAGCGGAGUGAAUCGAUCAGACCUGGCGCUGCCGGUCACCACGUAACUUCAGUCGACGGCGGGGGCCCUGUUGGCGAUUGGCAACCCCUACCCAAGGAGGAGAGAGAGUAUCCCAAAUACAAAGCAUCCAAAUGUACUUGGGAGAACCCGAGUCUUAAGCAGAUGGUGGAGACCGUGUCGUGCACAAUGAUGAAGAAUGGUUCAUCUGCGCCGAUUCCGCGUCACCUGAAUGGCUGGAUCGCCGGCAUGAUGGAGGAAGUCUCUCACCAAACUAGAGAACUCGAGAGUCUGCGCGUUGAGAUCGCGGAGCUAAAGGCAACUCGGCAGGAAGAAGUCAUCGAAUUUUCCAAAGUCACAGAAGAGUGGGCGCAGCGCGAGAAGGACUUCAAGGCCGAGAUCAAUCGUUUGGAGCACAUCGUAUCCGACACUCAGCAAGGUGCUGAGUCUGUCAUGCUGGCAAGGGCUGGAAGCGUCGUCAAUCGCAAUGAUGGCAGAGCCUUUAGAGCCAAGCUGAAUCGCUUGAGCAGGAGUGACGAAGGAGAUGGCAAUGCUCUUGAAGAGAGUAACCCCACAGACAGGCACCGGGACUAUCUCGUUGAGCACGAGAAACGUGACUCUGUUGCGUUGUCUCCUGGUGAUGUCGGCCUGACCGUCAAUACGACUCCGUACAAUGUCCUGGGAUCCACGCCCAGCCUGCUCGAUAGUAACAACGAUGUCCAUCUGAGCAAGCAGCUCCGAGACGCAACCCCCGGGCGUGACCGCAAGCAAGAUCAGGACAUUAGUGCGAGACUGGUCGCUGCACGAAUUUCGCUUCAGACGACUGGAAAACCGCCAGCCCCUAGUGCACAGAACUCGAAUGAGUCUUCAUCGCAAUCGUCCAGUGGCAAUGCCAGUUGUAGCUCUUCGCUCAUCGCGCAGGGUCUCGCCAAGAUAGCACAGGCCAAGGUCACACCACACACGAGCCCUACCAAGGACGAGAACCUCUGUGGUCGACCAGUCGAAGAGCUCAAGAAGGGCAGUGAUGUUUUGGGAACAAUACGACAGCUCGCGGCACAGAAUGGUGGCCUGCCAGACGCCGCUAUUGAUGAUGAGAGUAGCUGCUCAUCAUCAAUUGUUGACCCUAGAGGUCAUCGAGCCCGUGAAUCCGUGCUGAGGUCAAUGGGUCACAACCACGCGACGGAGGCCAACGAGGAGAAGGCUGCCGCUGCCGAGCUCAAGAAGCUUGAGGUAGCGUCUAGCCGCGCUUUCAUUAGCGACGAAGAGCUGGCUUGGGUCCCCAACCGUCAGGCUAGUACCCAGAGGCUGCAGUCGCCGCCGCAAAAGGCGCUCAAGAAGUCGACAUCCGGUCAAAGUGGUCCGAACGAGUCGCACCCUCAAGCCGCCUAG